AUGGCAGCGCAGGAUACGCCACUUCCUUCCAUCCGAACCGUUGAUUCACCGAGCGAGAUACUGGACGAGUCAAGGGCACUGCAUGGAUGGAGGUCAAUGGCGUUCAGGGACUCUGAAAGCAUCUACGAAGAGGAGCGUGCGCGCAUGAAACACAGUUGGAGGCUCCAGCACAGUAAUGCAGACCAUGACGAUGCUGGGAUCGGAGCGCAGUCGCUAGUUGAUGCAAGUCCUGACAACAGGACGUCCUUGAGCCGCACCGUCACACUCGGCGGAAGUGCAAUUCCUGCCGCCCAUGGCUUCGGUCCCAUUUUGUGGUGUUCUGCCGCUUGCGUCCUCAAGCUCGCCGCAGGGUCCAUCCGCACCCUAACCCCUGCAAACUUCUUGGCCGCAUUGCGUGUUGCUAUGUCAGCGCUCCAAUUCUUCGCGGACAUCCUGAUGAUCUGCAUUGGCAUUGCUCCGUGCAUCUUCAUCCUCGCCUCGGAUUCCCUUUCAUACGUUUACAGCGCCGUCGCUCCAUAUCUACGGAUAUGCGGCAUAAUGUCUGUCUACCUACUCAUCCAGGGUUUGAUUGCGCUCUUAACAUGCCUCGACACGGCGGCUGUACUCGGACAACGUCUUGUGCUGCGGCCAACCCUCCAUGCGAUGCGUUAUUCGCAGGCGGAGUGGAGCCGCGGACCGAACAAGGACAGCUGGGGACGAGUGUGUCUGGUAGUGCGCGCUCGUCUAUGCAUUGGAAAUGCGUAUCCUCGAGGCAUGCCGACUAUACCGGGUGCUUCGUCUGCCCAGGACUUCGCGCUUCUUCUGAAGUGGGCGCAGACCGGUGCUAAGCUAUUCCGCAAACAGGUCGUCGUCCCGCUACGCAUCUCCUCCGCCGUCCCGCUGCAACUCGAAGAAUCCUUCGCAGUCAUGUCUGCUACCGAUGUCGUCCCGUUGGCUAGUGCCAUCCAGAAAGUGGCCGAGAGCAGAAAGGCCAUACUGGAAGCUGGAGUGGCAUACACUCUAGAGCUCCGGAGAAGUCUUGUUCUAAAUGGCAUCAGCUACCACAGACUCGAAGACGUGACCUUUCCAAUGAGGCGGCUUCAGAAGCAGAACAAAGCCUAUAGAGAAGAAGUGCUCAAGCGUAUUCAGCAUCAGGCGCAGAAGGCCAGGAGACUGCAGAGUACAGCACGAGUCCUGAGGAGUAUAAAGAUGGUCCAUUCCCUCAAAUCGACAUUGCAGGCAACAUACACUGAGACCGCGACGUUACUCGAACAAGCACACCGGGUCGUGGCCGCCGAAGAGAAGCUCACAGUCCUUACGAUGAUGGUAUCAUCGCGCACGGGCUUCGAGACUCUGUGGCAGAAAGGGGGCACUCUGGACGAGGUGGCUUCUGAGCUGCAACAGCGAUUGGCGAUACUGGAGGCCACAGAGCUAUCUCCGCUGAAGGAAACACCUUGUUUCGGCAACACGGAAGUCCAAGGAAACGCCAUUAUCAUCGAUCUCCAAGGGAUCGAAGCGUUUCGGGGAGCCGAUCUGCGCGACGCGCUGGAAAUUCAGUCGACGGCUCAGCGCAGAUGGGAAUCCAGUGGUCUGUCUACCGUGACGCGCGCAGAUUUCGACGGGGUGAUGCAGCAACUUGAGGAAUUGAAUAUGACAGUUCACGACAGAGGACACACCCAAAGAAAGCUUCAAGAGUCUCUUUGGGAACUGAUGAAAAAGGCCGAGACUGUACCCAAACUCAAGGAUGGAAUUGCAGUCGACCGCCUUCUCAAGACCAAUGCCAACGUGGCGGAGUUCGUCGAGCGUGCCGAAAAAUAUCAGCAGCUAUCGGAGCAGGGGCGUACGACGCUCGGCUGGGCUGCGGUGUAUGCCAGAGUAUCCGACGACUUGCAGCCCGUCAUGCUACAUGCGACGGCGCUCAACGCUCACGGCGUCCACCAUCCCGCAGCUGCAGCACCUCCGUCGCAGCCCCGCCGUCGCAGUCCGUCCGAAGCCCGCCCGGAACGAAGGGACCCGCCAGCUGGCGGGUCGAAGCACGGCGGCCUAGCCCGCGAGGACGUCCGCCAGGUCGACAUAGGAGAUGCGCGACGACUCUCUGUGAAACGUUGGCAGGAUGUCGCUUUUAUGCGGAGUCCUGUCCAAGGCGUCGACCACCUCGUUUCACGCCCUCGACUCUGGACGGGGCAGUCUCAGCUACGCGGCAACAGAAGCAAAGUCGGCGAGUCGCGCAGCCGGUGGAGCGGUACCGUAGGAGGAGCCAUGCCAGGGUGCGAAGAAGAGAAAACCCCUUACCACGUACUUGCCGCGCCGAAUGCGCUAGCGAAGGCGACGCUUCGCGCGAAGAUAUCCGAACUGCAGCCCACGCCUCGCCCGCCCAUCCGUCGCCCCCGUCUCGCCCCGGUCGUCCGUUUUGGUUUCGACCAUGCGUUGAUGACCGGGCGACAGGUGACCGCCUCGGCCGCGCGGAUAUCACGCUCUAUGGUAUGGGGCGAUUGGCCGCGAGUAAUGGUCGACAAGUCCACUGCACUUGGCGCAAGCAAGGAGCCCAAGGAUGCGCACCCUGAGCUGAUGCAGGCAGAAACACGGCUCACGGAGUCGGUGGUGUGGACCACACACAGCACUUACUACCGCUGCGCCGGGGGCCUUGUGUGGGCUCCGGUCUUCCUAUCAUUGGUAGCUCUCAUGCAGGGCACCCAAGAAUCGCUCACCAGCAUUAGCACCGUCCGCGCACAUAGAGAAGAAGCCAGGUUCAGCAAGACGAUCAGCCCUAGCAAGGUCGACAUCGUCCUGUUGUACAGAUUGAGCAAUGCGUGCUCGCUCGGCAUGCGAUCCUCAUCGUCCGUCGGCUCGGAGCUGUGGUCUGUCAAGGAUGGGCUGGUGAAGCGAGUGGGUCGUUCUGUGUCGACGCCCCAUGAUGGACAUGGCGGCACAGUUCCAAGUUCCAAAGGUCACAAAGACUCAGAGGGCACCCGCACGGAUGCGCAAUUGAUCUCUGCCAUCCAGCGGACGUGGCUACUGCCGCAGGACGGGGCGCAUGACGCCGUGGCGGAGGCGAAGUUCAGUCUGGACUCUCUCGUCGGCGACGAGGGGAGCAACUACUCCGCUGGCGAGAAGCGGAUGUUGGUGCUCUAUCGAGCGUUGGCGAAAAACAGUCGCAUCAUCGUCCUCGUCUGGGAUGUGUAA
Molecule: messenger RNA, 3162 nt
Organism: Fomitopsis serialis
Lineage: Eukaryota; Fungi; Basidiomycota; Agaricomycetes; Polyporales; Fomitopsidaceae
Exons: 18
Coding region: 1-3162 (1053 amino acids)
Source: RefSeq, a predicted model, not a curated record